AUGCCAGUGAAAAACGAGCCCGGCGAUACCGGGGCUGAGAUAAAACCUUCGGUGUCUGUGGCUUCGUCUGUUGCGAAUGGAUCGGCAGGCUCACUUUUGACCCCUAUUGUAACCAACGCGGAGACUCAUAACAAUACAAGCUCCAUUGUAGGUAAUGGAGCGGUGAAUAACAAUGGCUCCAGCAAUGGUUCAACUCAUCAGGUCACGCCUCCCCCGCCUGCAGCAUCCUUUUCAGCCAACGAAAUAUGGUUGCAACAGCCGAUGCCUCCAGCUCCCGUCGGCACUCAGCCUCUAACAUAUACAAAUUAUUUCCCAAAUACUCCAGUGGCUAGUUAUAAUGCACCUGGAUAUCCCGGUUCCUAUAACCCAGUGAUUGUAAAUCAUUCAACUCCUACCGGUGUCUACUCUUCAUUUCCUGCUUCCACUCUGCCAACAGCUGAUCAAUCCUAUGAAACGUUGAAGCGCAGACCUAAAGAUGAAUCCGAUCGACCAUCUUCAAUUUUACCCCCCAAACGAAAGAAGCCUUACGUUCCAAGCUACAUGGACCCGGAUAACGUGGACAAAUGCGUGGUUUGUGGAGACAAUGCCACUGGCUUUCACUACCGCGCCAUGACGUGUGAAGGGUGCAAGGGUUUCUUCCGGCGUACAAUCCAGAAGAAAUUAACAUAUACUUGCAAAUUCAAUAAUAAUUGCAAUGUCAUGCACAAGCAGAACCGCAAUAGUUGCCAAAAAUGUCGCUUUGAUAAAUGUAUCGCAGGUGGCAUGAACAAGGACUUGGUUCUGGAUGACAACAAACGCAUGGCAAAGAAAGAUUUGAUCGAAAGGAAUCGAGAGCGCAGAAGACUUGAAGCAGCUGGCCUACAGGCUCCGCCACCGUCAACGCCACUGACUCAAAGACCUCAAAGUUAUGCUCCAGCUACUGCUGUUCCAAAUUCGAUACCCUUUAACGCACCUUUGCCAUACGGUAUACCACAACUUGGCUACCCCCAAGGACCUCCGAUUUCUAUGCUAAACCACUCAAAUGUUCAAGCAAUGCAAAAUUUUCGUACCCCGGGGCAGGCUUCAGGAGCGAAUUCAAUGGCGGCUACAGCAGCAAUGGCCGAACAAUCUGCUCAAGCGCUCCUAACGCCAACAAUGACGGAAACCAGAAUUUCUACCAACAGCCACACAUAUACCACCAGCAGCCAGGUGGAUAUAAUCCCCUCAGCUAUGGAUACCAGUACCCUCCAGCAGGAUACCCCGGUGUUCAGGGAUCAGAUUCGACCACCAGCAGCAACCAGUUCAAUGGUAGUGCCCGCCAAUAUAGAGGCGACGGCAAUAGUGGCUUCAGGGACGGAGAUGGGACAGACCGACUCCGCUAGUUCUAUGGUUUUGUCAUCAAAGCCUGCUCCGGAACAUGAGAGCAGAAUUAUUCCUAGCCUUGAAUUAGGCAAACUUGUUGCAACUGCAGAUACCGAAACAUUUAAAAUAGCAAAUUACAAUUUGACGAAUGCCUAUCGAGAUAUUAAAUUCAAAUGUAUUGAUGCAGAUGGAAAAUUAGCUAAGCUCACUAGUGGUCUGAUUGUUGAACGCAAUGCGAAAUUAAAAGUACUCACGGAAAUUUUCAAUGUGCGAGCGAUUGAAGUGCUUUCCUUCGCUAAGUUUAUUCCCGGUUUUCUAUAUGUACAUAAUGAUCCUGAAAAAACAACCCACUACACUCUACUGACAUUCUUUGUUUUCUACGUUAUUGAUCAUUUCUCCCAAAUUCUCGCGAUAGAAGGUGAGGAGGGUUUGCACCAAGACGAUAUCUAUAAAAAUGUAAUUCUGGACGAGUGGGAAUUUUCGAAUGGAAUCUUUGAGUUGUUGGAAGCGCUUAGGACUGUGAAUCUCGACGAUAUGGAAAGGGCGUAUGUAGCCAGUUUCCUUCUUGAAUUAUAUCGUCCGACUCACGACAAGAACCAACGACAAUAUAAGCACGCCAAUCUCUACACUAUGACUGGCUUGACCAUCUACUUUCAAGGAAAAGGUGUUGAUAUUGACAGACGUCUGUGUGAUAUAUACGAUUUUGUAUUGAAAAUCAAGCACAUGUCUGCCGGAAUACGGAAUGGAUCGCAUAAUGAUUUCUUUCAUACGUUUUGGCUACUCAACGCCAAGUGCUCAAGGCGCUGGGUAGAAGGCUUCACAGAAGGUGCCAUGAGCAUAAAGUCUGGGCCAUCAAAUUAA
This is a messenger RNA of Rodentolepis nana, 2202 nucleotides long. The record is from the annotation of a GenBank genome assembly. NCBI's taxonomy places the organism in Eukaryota, Metazoa, Platyhelminthes, Cestoda, Cyclophyllidea, Hymenolepididae.